UGUUUUUUCUUGCGUUACUGUUUUUAAUCACUUGAAGAUGUUUGAAGAAUUUACUCCUCCCGAGAAACAGACGUACCAUAAUACUUUUGUAAGAUAUAUAUAUAUCUUCACAUGUUUUCUAGGAUCAUUAUGUUUUGUUAAUACUCUUACAUUUGGUGCUAUUUUAUAUCAUUUGUAUCAAAAAAUCAUUGGUUUUGAAAAAGACCAAAAACCAGGUCUUAAUUCAAGUGGUCCCUAUACUCCCAGAGAGGCAUAUCCAAACCUCAAUGAUAUGAAGGCUACGAAGGAUUUGCGUUAUUAUGCUUUGCAAUUGGAUUUAGAAUUGAAGGAAUUUACUAUAACUACUGAAGAUGGAUACGUAUUAACCCUUCAUCGUUUAAUAGAUCCAAAAGAAUCAGAUGAAGCUCGCGCAUUGAAGAAACCAGUGUUAUUCCAGCAUGGUCUACUUUCAUGUUCAGGGGCUUGGAUAACUCCUGGUCAAAAUUCAUUACCUUUCUACUUCUUGGAACAAGGGUACGAUGUUUGGUUAGGUAAUAAUCGUUCAUGGUUUGAAGCAAAACAUGAAUAUUAUGAAGGUAAUUUGAUGCAUAGUGAAAAAUAUUGGGAUUGGGAUAUGAGAGAAUUAGCUUAUUAUGAUUUACCAUGUAUUUUAACUAAUGUUUUAUCUCAUAAACCAAACCACGAAAAAUUAAUCUUGAUUGGACAUCUGCAAGGUUGUACUCAAACCUUUUUAAUGUUAAGGAAUGGUAAUUUAUCUUCUUAUCAUUCAAAGAUUGAAUAUUUCUUCCCCUUAGCACCUGCAAUUUUCCCUGGUAAAUUAUUUCACGAAAGAGCUUUUAUUAAAUUUAUUCAUAAAAAAGGUAGAUUUGCUUAUAAAUUAUUAUUUGGAUGUUGUUCAUUUUUGAGAAAUUUAUGUUUAGCUCGUUAUCAUUUAGCAUCAACUUCACUCUUCGGUAAAUUAUCUUACAUUAUGUUCAAGUUUUUGUUUGGUUGGACUGGGAAAAAAUGGAAUCCGAAUAAAAAAGUUUGGCAUUUCCAUUUUGUAUUUAAUGUGACUUAUGUUUCAACAAAAUUGAUGAAUUGGUGGUUGAGUUAUUGGGUUGAAGAAGGUUUUUCAAAUCAACUACAAUCUAAAGAAGCUUAUAAAACUGGAGUUGAACCUAAAAAAACAAUUGAAAAAGAUGAUUCAAAAACUUAUUUCCCAUAUAAGGAACCAUGGUUUCAAUUCAGUCACCCAAAGGAUGUAAUCCCAAUGUUUAUUUUUACUUGUGAUUUAGAUUUUUUAGUUGAUGGUAGAAGAUUGAUUACUCAUAUGCAACAUUAUGAAAGAGGUUAUUAUCAAAUUGGUAAAAACUUGGACGUGAUCCAAUUAGAUGAUUACUCCCAUCUUGACGUUGUUUGGGCUGAUGAUAUAAUAGGUCGUAUUGGUAUGGUUAUCGAAGAUAAAAUAAAACUGAUUGACUCAAAUAAUGAAAAAAUCGUUUCUGCAUCAGUUGAUGCAAAUAUCGAUGAUGAAAAAUACCCCAUUGAAAAUCCAAUUAAUUCAUCCCAACAGCCUUUAGCGGUUUCUGCAAAUUAAGAUUUUAGUUUGCCCCCACAUAUAUAUAUACUAUG
Messenger RNA from Hyphopichia burtonii NRRL Y-1933, 1614 nucleotides. Its product is annotated as sterol esterase. Gene Ontology annotation, biological process: lipid metabolic process. The record is from RefSeq and is a predicted model, not a curated record. The transcript is spliced from 2 exons. Lineage: Eukaryota; Fungi; Ascomycota; Pichiomycetes; Serinales; Debaryomycetaceae. Bases 38 to 1579 code for a protein of 513 amino acids.